Molecule: messenger RNA, 1933 nt
Organism: Dreissena polymorpha
Lineage: Eukaryota; Metazoa; Mollusca; Bivalvia; Myida; Dreissenidae
Exons: 6
Coding region: 288-599 (103 amino acids)
Source: RefSeq, a predicted model, not a curated record
AAUAACCUCCCCUUUUGAUUGCCCACGAGCUUUCAAACGGUUGAGAUCCGGUGCCCAAGACAGGAGAAAAGUGAACCGUAUUGCUGGGGACUCCAAUGCUCAUCGGAUUAAGGAUAUUCUUCCUGACGAUAUAGCUGUCAAAUGCCUGCCAAUCUCUGAUGAGAAUAUGUAAUGACAAUGGUAUAGAACAGUAAUUACAGUUUCAGACAUUCGCCAACUCUGUUUUCAAAGGUGCCAAAUUUUCUUGUGAUCGUUUUCGCCAUGCAUUGUUGAGAGACUUGCGGAAGAUGGAUGUUCAACAGCUGUAUCUUCAUCUAGGCUCAAAUGACAUUCUUACGAAUGAAGCGGUGUUUUACCGAGAUGUAGCUGACUUGUGCGAUUUGGUGCAUCAGGAGGCGCACAAUCGGUGUCCAGAAUGCAGGGUUGUUUGCUCCAACGAAGACGCUUUGCUGAGCCACUUCUGCAGUUGCCACAUCAAGCAACCAGAGACUGGAAAAGAGAGUAAAAUUAAGCUGAUAGGCUCACCAAUGAUUGCAUCUGCUAAUCAUGAAUUCAACGAAGUCAGCUCAAGGAAGUGGAAGGCAUGCUUGGAAAAUUGAAGUUUCCAUUAUGAAGGCAAAUUUUAGUAUAUUUCAAAUUUGUAACCAAAUGAAGUGACAAGAUCUUGAAUGAAAAUUUGAUUGAACAUUUGUUAUCUGUCAAGAGAAACAGUUUAAAGCGAAUGAAUUAAGUAUUGCCUAUUGUCUAUAAGUUAAUUGUGUGACCUGAACCCUGUAAGGGAUAUUACUUAUUUUUAUACGCCGGUUUUGAAAAAACGGGACGUAUUAUAGUUUCACCCUUGGCGGGCGGCGGCGUCCAUAACAGUGUCCACUCUCUAAUUCAAAUAGUUUUCAUCCGAUCUUCACCAAACUUGGUCAGAAGUUGUAUCUAGACAAUAUCUAGGUCAAGUUCGAAUAUGGGUCAUGCCAGGUCAAAAACUAGGUCACUGGGUCACUUAGUGCAUUUGAAGGAUUUAGCAUUGGUGGCUCUCUAAUUGGAGUAGUUUUCAUCUGAUCUUUACCAAAUUUGGUCAUAAGUUGUGUGUAAAUGAUAUAUAGGUCAAGUUCAAAUAUGGGUUAUGCCGGGUCAAAAACUAGGUCGCGAGGUCACUUAGAGCAUUUCAUGCAUUUCGCAUGGUGUCUGCUCUCUAAUUGAAGUAUUUUUCAUCCAAUCUUCACAAACUUUGGUCAGAAGUUUUAUCUAGACAAUAUCUAAGUCAAGUUCAAUUAUGGGUCAUGCCGGGUCAAAAACAAGGUCAGGGGUUCACUUAGUACAUUUCAAGGAUUAAGCAUGGUGUCCGCUCUCAAAUUGAAGUAGUUAUCAUCCGAUCUUCACCAAAUUUGGUCAGAAAUUGUGUCAAAAUGUUAUCUAGGUCAAGUUCAAAUAUGGGUCACGCCAGGUCAAAAACUAGGUCACGAGGUUACUUAGUGCAUUUCAAGCAUUUAGCACAGUGUCCACUCUCUUAUUGAAGUAGUUUUCAUCUGAUCUUCAACAAAUGUGGUCAGAAGUUGUAUCUAGACAAUAUCUAGUUCAAGUUCAAAUAUGGGUCAUGCUGGGUCAAAAACUAGUUCACAGGGUGCAUUUCAAGGAUUUAGCAUGGUGUAAGCUCUUUAAUUGAAAGAGUUUUCAUCCGAUCUUCACCAAAUUUGGGCAGAAGUUGUGUCUUAAUGAUAUCUAAGUCAAGUUCAGAAAUAGGUCAUUGCCGGGUCGAAAACUAGGUCACUUAGUGCAUUUCCAGCGUUUAGCAUGGUGUCCAAAACCUUCAAACGGGUGUAUCUUGUGACAGUUUAGCACUCUUGUUUAUUACAUUAAAGCCACACACCUUGAAAUGAAAUACAUGUUAAUCAGUACAUAUAGAUGCAAUUUGAAAGUGUGCAAAAUUGUCAUUAAAUCU